Lottia gigantea (owl limpet) is the source of this 578-nucleotide messenger RNA. RefSeq lists its product as hypothetical. The transcript is spliced from 3 exons. NCBI's taxonomy places the organism in Eukaryota, Metazoa, Mollusca, Gastropoda, Lottiidae. The annotation marks the transcript as partial. The record is from RefSeq and is a predicted model, not a curated record.
CUCAAUUAACACCUAAUGUAAAUAUAACUAAUAUAGCUGGUAUUUUAACAUCAUAUACUGUACCUCAAUUUACACCUAAUGUAAGUAUAAUUGAUAUAUCUAGUAUUUUAACACCAUAUACUAUAGCUCAAUUUACACCUAAUUUAAGUAUAAUUGAUAUAUCUAGUAUUGUAACAGCAUAUACUGUACCUCAAUUUACACCUAAUGUAAGUAUAAUUGAUAUAGCUAGUAUUUUAACACCAUAUACUGUAGGUCAAUGUACACCUAAUGUCAAUUUACACCUAAUUAUUGUAACAGCAUAUACUGUAGCUCAAUUAACACCUAAUUUAAGUAUAAUUGAUAUAUCUAGUAUUGUAACAGCAUAUACUGUAGGUCAAUUUACACCUAAUGUAAGUAUAAUUGAUAUAUCUAGUAUUGUAACAGCAUAUACUGUAGGUCAAUUAACACCUAAUGUAAGUAUAAUUGAUAUAUCUAGUAUUGUAACAGCAUAUACUGUAGGUCAAUUAACACCUAAUUUAAGUAUAAUUGAUAUAUCUGGUAUUUUAACACCAUAUACUGUAGGUCAAUUUACACCUAAU